Messenger RNA from Meloidogyne enterolobii, 1024 nucleotides. The record is from the annotation of a GenBank genome assembly. NCBI's taxonomy places the organism in Eukaryota, Metazoa, Nematoda, Chromadorea, Rhabditida, Meloidogynidae.
UUAUAUAAAAAAUAUGCCGACUAUUGAAUUGAGGACUAUUACUCAGCAAAGCUUUGAGUUGGAAGUUGAGAAUUCUGAAACGAUCCUCCAAUUGAAGCAGAAAAUUGCUGAGAAUAAAGGCGAUAAAGAUUUUCCAGUUGAUGGCCAAAAGCUUAUUUACAACGGGAAGGUGUUGGAAGACAACAAGACGAUUGGAGAUGUCAACGUUGUAGCUGGGAAAUUUAUUGUUGUGAUGGUUGUGAAGAAGGUGGCUCCAAAAGCUAGCGUUACUGAGGCAACAACUACUUCGGAAGAGAAAAAAUCUACUACAGCAGAAGUAAAAAAAGAGGGGACACCAACGAAGGACAAAAAGGAGGAAGGAGUUCCCGCUGAGCAUCAAAAAACUCUCGACAAUAUUACUUCAAUGGGUUAUCCACGUGAUGAAGUCAUUCGCGCGCUUAAAGCAGCAUUUUAUAAUGCUGAUCGUGCUGUUGAAUAUUUGUGCAAUGGAAUACCUGAAGGAGUUAAUUUGGUUCAAGGAGCGGCAGCAGGGGAAGCUAGUGGUGAUGAAAGCGGUGGGGAAGCAAAUGUUGUUGCUGGUGAGGGGGGUGCUGGUGGUCUUGAUUUUUUGGCUAAUCUCCCUCAAUUUGCUAUGUUGCGUGAAAUGAUUCGCAAUGAUCCAUCGGCCUUGCCUCAAAUUAUGCAAGAAAUUGCUGAAACGAGACCGGAGCUGAUGCAAAUGAUACGCGAUAAUCAAGACCAAUUUUUGGCGCUCUUAAAUGCGGAAGGUGGUGGUGCCGGAGGGGCUGCUAAUCCAAUUGCUGCUGCUCUUGGGGGAGCUGCUGGAGCAGGUGGAGGAGGAGGACCUCAAGCGGUUACAAUUCCUAUAACGGCAAAUGAUCGAGAAGCAAUUGAUCGACUUUGUGGAAUGGGAUUUCCUGAGCAAUUAGUUAUUGAAGCUUAUUUGGCUUGUGACAAAAAUGAGGCUUUAGCUGUUAAUUAUAUUUUGCAGAGAAUGGAGGAGAAUUAUGGAGGAGGGAAUUAA